AUGGCCCCACCGAACCGAUCAAUCAGUCUCUCCAUCAUCAGUCUGCUGACUUGUGGUGCCUCGAGAUCUUAUGCAGCUGAUCUGGCCGUGCAGCAGAGCUGCCAGGAUGCUGAUGUGAUAGAAGGCUCGUGCAGCGAGGCUUCCUUCUUGCAGCACGGCCUCGAGGUCCAGCAGGUUCUCGAUGCUGUCAAAAGUCAUGCUGCCACGCAGCCGGCGAUGUCCUCCGAUGUUGCAGCCAACAUUUCCAAUGUUUCCAAUUUGACGGUGCAUGCAUCCAAUGCGACGGCAGUACAGCCAGCUUUGCAGAAAGAGCAGCAGGAUAAGGAGCCUGCGGUUCUGCUGAACCAGCUCGUGGCAGCAUCCCUUGCAAGGGAGAGUUCAGGGAGUUCAUCGAUCGUUUCGACAGUGGUCAACUUGGUGGUCUUGGUGAUGCUGGUGCUUCUCAUCGCCUUGUUGUGCCGGCACGACAUGAACGUGCAAGAGGCAUACGAGGAGGUCAAGGGUGACCCGCAGAUGCUGUACAAGCAAUUCGAGCAGGACGUAUCCCCGCGAGCGAGAUGCACGCAGGCUUGCUGCUGA
Symbiodinium sp. CCMP2456 is the source of this 579-nucleotide messenger RNA. The record is from the annotation of a GenBank genome assembly. NCBI's taxonomy places the organism in Eukaryota, Dinophyceae, Suessiales, Symbiodiniaceae.